Messenger RNA from Eptesicus fuscus (big brown bat), 1566 nucleotides. RefSeq names its product insulin like growth factor 2 (gene IGF2). The transcript has 4 exons. The record is from RefSeq and is a predicted model, not a curated record. Gene Ontology annotation, cellular component: extracellular region. NCBI's taxonomy places the organism in Eukaryota, Metazoa, Chordata, Mammalia, Chiroptera, Vespertilionidae. The coding region runs from base 439 to 993 and encodes 184 amino acids. Gene Ontology annotation, molecular function: hormone activity; growth factor activity.
CCCGGAUCGAUUACGGCUCUGUUUCUCUCGGCUGUCCUCCCCCGCUGUGAGCCUGCCCGCCUCUCGCUGUCCCUCUCCCUCUCGCCCUCCCUUCGGCCCCCCCCUUUCACGUUCACUCUGUCUCUCUGACUAUCUCUGCCCCCCUCUAUCCUAGAUACAACAGCUGACCUCAUUUCCCGACCCCCUUCCCCCCCUAAAAGUACAACAUCUGGCCCGCCCCAGCCCACAGAAGGCCCGACCUCCCCAAACAAUCAGAGGAUACUCCCCCCCCAAAAAAAAAGCCAUCCCCCCGUUCGGCCCCGUCGCACAUUCGGCCCCGGCGACUCGGCCAGAGCGGCGCUGGCAGAGGAGUGUCCGGCAGGAGGGCCUUCGCCCGCUGCCCGGUUCGCAUUCACGCAGCAGGGAGGUGGGCGGCAGCUGUGCCGGCUUCAAGAUACCAUGGCGCUUCCAGUGGGGAAGUCGAUGCUGGUGCUGCUUACCUUCUUGGCCUUGGCCUCGUGCUGCUAUGCUGCUUACCGCCCCAGCGAGACCCUGUGCGGCGGGGAGCUGGUGGACACCCUCCAGUUCGUCUGUGGGGACCGCGGCUUCUACUUCAGCAGACCAGCCGGCCGGGCGAGCCGUCGCAGCAGCCGGGGCAGUGGCAUUGUGGAGGAGUGCUGCUUCCGCAGCUGCGACCUGGCCCUUUUGGAGACCUACUGUGCCACCCCCGCCAAGUCCGAGAGGGAUGUGUCGACUCUCCCGACCGUGCUUCCGGACAACCUCCCCAAAUACUCCGUGGGCAAGUACUUCCACUCCGGAGCCUGGAUGCAGUCCGCCCAACGCCUGCGCCGAGGCCUGCCCGCCCUCCUGCGGGUCCGUCGUGGUCACAUGCUGGCCAGGGAGUUGGAAGCCUUCAAGGAGGCCAAGCGUCAACGGCCCUUGAAUGCCCUGGCCACGCACGACCCCGCUGCCCACGGGGGAGCCUCUCCAGAGGUGCCCAGCGAUCGGAAGUGAGCCAAACCAUCGUGAUUCUGCGGAACGGCCCCACCCUCCUCCUGCGCUCCUGACCGGACUUUCCACCAGGUCCCGGGACUUCCCACCAGGUCCCCCAAACCUCUCUGCGCCGUCCUCCUCCCAGCGCGCCCCGGCCGCCCCCUGCCCCAACCUCCCCAUGUCAGGCUACACCCCUCGGCCCCCUCCAUCGGCCUGAGGGCGUCAUCCCGACAACCUCAAAAAUGUGCAAAAUCAAUUGGCUUUAAAUAUCCCCCCAAAUUAUCCCCCUAAAUCAUCCCCCCAAAUUACCCCCCUAAAUUAUCCCCCCAAAUUAUCCCCCCAAAUUAUUCAACAGCCUCAAAAUGUACAAAACCAAUUAGCUUUGAAUAUCCCCCCAAAUUAUCCCCCAGGGAUAUUCAAAAGCUUCAAAAAUGUACAAAACCAAUUGGCUUUAAAUAUCCCCCCAAAUUAUUCAACCAAAUUAUUCAACCAAAUUAUCCCCCCAAACUAUUCGGCCAAAUUAUUCAACCAAAUUAUCACUCCAAAUUACACAACAAAAUUUAAAUAUUUAAAUCAUACACACACACACACACA